Selaginella moellendorffii is the source of this 1481-nucleotide messenger RNA. Its product is annotated as peptidyl-prolyl cis-trans isomerase CYP38, chloroplastic-like. The transcript is spliced from 7 exons. Gene Ontology annotation, biological process: protein peptidyl-prolyl isomerization. The coding region runs from base 24 to 1367 and encodes 447 amino acids. The record is from RefSeq and is a predicted model, not a curated record. NCBI's taxonomy places the organism in Eukaryota, Viridiplantae, Streptophyta, Lycopodiopsida, Selaginellales, Selaginellaceae. Gene Ontology annotation, molecular function: peptidyl-prolyl cis-trans isomerase activity.
GCUGUUCUAGUGAUCCCGCAGCUAUGGCGAUGUGCGUGUGGCGGCCUCUUAGGUUAGAAUAUUGCGCCUCCUCCUCCUCCUCGUUCAAGCUCCAGCGCCUGGAUCCGGCCGGCUGUGCCGAUGGAUCGCAGCAGCUCAGGGCAGUGCCGCGGAAGAAAUGUAGGUUAUCGAUGCAAUGCCGAGCGCAAUGCGGUACUGGCGAGGGAGAUGGCGAUGGAUUGUUGAUGAAAGCUUUCCAAAAGUAUGCCGUGUGUGUGGCACUGGCUGCUACGUUUGCGCUGCCCUUGAGGCCUCAGGUGGUCCAUGCCUUUGCGAGAGGUCCUGCCGUGUCGGAUGUGGCCGUUCUCAUAUCGGGUCCUCCGAUCAAGGAUCCUUCGGCGCUUUUGAGGUAUGGACUGCCGAUCAAUAACAAGCCGAUCAGGGAGGUCCAAAGAUCUCUCGAGGACAUAACCGAGAACUUGAAAGUUCCUGGGCCGAGAGCUCUUGACAGCGUUGAAAAGAAUGUGAGGCAAGCUGCUCGCGUCUUGAGCCAGAGCAAAGAGAAAAUUCUUGCGGAUGUUGCCGAAGCGAAAAAGAGCCAUGCUGAGGGGCUACUAAGUUCUCUUGUGACGGGGCUCCAGGACUUUCAGACCGUGACAGACAAGGAGAGUGUGGCACCAAAGCAAACGGAACUUCUCAACAUUGUCGGAGAUGUAGAGGAGGACAUGGUGGCACAGUUCCCGUUUGAGGUCCCGGAGGAGUAUGCCAGCAGACCACUCCUGAAGGGAAGAGCUACAGUGGAGAUGAAAGUUAACGUGAAGGACAAUCCCAACGUACAAAGCGUGGUGUUCCGGAUAGUUGCCGAUGGAUACAACGCGCCGGUAACAGCGGGAAACUUCCUUGACUUGGUCGAGAGGCAUUUCUACGAUGGAAUGGAAAUCCAGCGAGCGGAUGGAUUUGUUGUCCAGACGGGAGAUCCUGCCGGACCAGCUGAAGGUUUUGUCGACCCAAGCACGGGAAAAGUAAGAACCAUUCCUUUGGAAAUUAUGGUCGACGGAGACAAGGGGCCAAUCUACGGAGCCACACUGGAGGAACUUGGACGAUACAAGGCCAGAACAAAGCUGCCAUUCAACGCGUUUGGCACGCUAGCCAUGGCUCGCGACGAGUUUGAGAACGACUCGGCUUCCAGCCAGAUAUUUUGGCUAUUGAAAGAAAGCGAGCUCACUCCGAGCAAUGCCAACAUACUAGACGGUCGCUACUCGGUCUUCGGCUACGUUGUCCAAAACCAAGAAUAUCUUGCAGACCUCAAAGUCGGUGAUACAAUCGAAUCUAUGAGAGUGACUUCCGGCAUAGAGAACCUGGUGAAUCCAAGCUACAAAUCCUUGUAAACUUGUAAGCUUUUCUUCAUGGAUCUCAAGCCAGCAGCUUCUUCUUGUCUGUGUUUUUCGCUUCCAGAGCUCUCUCAAACUUGGGGGACUUCAAAAAAUAAUCUUUUGCGAGCU